Mizuhopecten yessoensis (Yesso scallop) is the source of this 894-nucleotide messenger RNA. Its product is annotated as protein FAM124A-like. Lineage: Eukaryota; Metazoa; Mollusca; Bivalvia; Pectinida; Pectinidae. The transcript has a single exon. The record is from RefSeq and is a predicted model, not a curated record. Bases 1 to 894 code for a protein of 297 amino acids.
AUGUCGGCAGCGGACGUGCAAAAAUGUCUGAAGACAAAACCUUGGAAGUUCCACCACAAAGUGGAGUUACACAGCAAAUGGACACCGGACAGGGCCGUGGCCGCCCAGGAGUUUUACGGGCUGGCAGACGACAUGCCUUUAUGGUCAGUUUGUCCAGUACAUUGUGGAAAUGAACAUUUUCGUGUUUUAUAUCACGUUCAAAAUUUCCAGAAGAUGAUGGAAUUCUACAGAUGUGUAACCGAUAUGGAAAUAGAAAGCAGCAAACCAGGAUUCUGUAUAUUUCAGUUGUAUUCACAACCUGGGUUGGACAUUCAGCUUGCCUUAAAACAGUCAAAAAACAUUCGACCCUACCCCGUGCAUAACGCUUGCCUUACGUUCCAGAUAAAACACAUUGAUUCUCUGAGGGCAUUUCUGGACUGUGAAGUUACGGAGAUCAGUGACCGAACUUUCCUGGUACAGGAUCCUGAUGGGAAUUAUGUGAUGCUACAGGAGGAGUUAAGCAGUGGUGUUACAACAGAGUACGAAUCUCUGGAUAUAUUUCAAACGCGAGAUUCGCACUCAGGAUCUAAGUUCGAUUCCAAUGGAUAUUCGAAAAGCCUGCGGAGUUCCUCGGACAGUCAGGAUUCGGGAAGGUGUUCUGAUAGUGAUAUUUGGUCCAGUGAAGUGGAACAGAUCAAAAGCAACAACAAAAACGGUAAUAAAAAUUCAGUUAAUCAAGGUAAUAGGUACUCCGCGCCAGGACAGUGCGGCGGCGACGUCAUAGGAUGUUACCCGGGGUAUGUAGUACCCGACAACUAUCGCCAGUGGGAGAGGCAAAGUCAAUUAACUUUCGACACAGUCCAGAGACAUAAUACUGAGUCGGUGCGAGGAGUGGAAGCCCCAGUUUUCAUAUGA